CGUUCAACAUUUUCGACUCAGAAGAGUGUUCCUUCGUCGCACCACAAGAAAAGAACAAUAAAACCGUUAAUCUGAGAAAUUCCGAGGGAAAAAGCAGCAACGCCAGUCAUGUCGUUCGCAGCAACACCAGCGACAACGAUGACGACAUGCCGCUUCGUUACGCUUCGAAUUCAGUGCACUGAUUCCAAGCCCAGAACUGGUUUCGGAAGCAAAACCAACAGCAAGAACAAGAACAGGAACAAGAACAACCUCAGCCAGGAAUCAACUACCAAACGGUCUGGUGGCGUUCCUACUCAGGCACCCGGGUUAAGUUCUCGGUUCGAUGGAAAGGUUAAGAGAAACCCUGCUGAGCUUGAGUUUGAGGAACGUCUAGCAGCAGUCAGAAGUUCAGCAAUUGAGCAGAAGAAGGUAGUGGAGAAAAAGGAGUUUGGGCCAAUUGACUAUGAUGCACCUGUUGAGUUGGAGAAAACGGAUAAGAAAAAAAUUGGACUCGGUGCACAGAUUGGAGUAGGUGUAGCUGUAGUGGUCUUUGGUUUGGUUUUUGCUCUUGGAGACUUUCUUCCUUCUGGAAGUUUGAGUCCUACUGAGGAUACUGCAGCAACUGCCAAUAAACUGUCCGAAGAAGAGAAAGCGUCACUUCAGACUAGGCUGAAAGAAUAUGAAGCAACGCUUAGUAACUCCCCAAAAGAUCCAACUGCUCUUGAGGGAGCUGCAGUAACCUUAGCAGAAUUAGGAGAAUAUACACAGGCUUCAACUCUGCUUCAAGACUUGAUUAAGGAGAAACCAAGUGAUCCUGAAGUUUUUCGUUUGCUUGGAGAAGUUAAAUAUGAACUCAAGGAUUUUGAAGAAAGUGCUGCUGCAUUUAAGGUUUCUUCAUCGAUGUCUAAAGAUCUCAAAUUUGAAGUUCUGCGUGGCCUUACGAAUGCAUUACUUGCUGCUAAAAAACCAGAUGAGGCUGUUCAAUUUCUUCUUGCCUCUCAUGAACGUAUGAAUGUGGACAAGCCAGACACAAAGGCUGGAAGUAGUGCGACUGAAACAAAUUCGCAGGUGGACCCUAUUCAAGUCGAAUUACUUCUUGGAAAAGCCUAUUCAGAUUGGGGCCAUAUCAGUGAUGCUGUUUCUGUCUAUGACCGGCUCAUCUCUAGUCAUCCAAAUGACUUCCGCGGUUACUUGGCCAAGGGAAUUAUUUUGAGAGAAAAUGGUAAAGCUGGAGAAGCGGAGAGGAUGUUUAUACAGAUGUCUGAUUGGCCUAGCGUUCAGGCAUGUUUGUUUAAGUGGCAAGGGAUGCAGCUAAUCUAUCUACCAUGGAGUUGCAUGUGCAGGCACGGUUCUUUGCACCGGAUAAAGCCAAAGCAUUUGUAGACCGAUACUCAAGAUAAUGACCACAUUGUUAUUCCUCAAGUAGGGUGUGUCAUAUAGGUCUUGGACGAAAUAUCUAGUCACGGGUGCUUCUUGCUAGUUCGCUUGACCAUUGAAAUUCAGAUAUGCUUCCCUCCAACGGACUGGUCAUUUUCUCUCGAAAACCACCUCCCCGACCUCUAUCACUUUGAAUCACUUCACUCACGGUUGCAGAGACCUGAAGAAUUUUCACAAUCAAUUUUACUCAACUCGUGAUCAAAUGAGCUGUGAAAGAAGUAGGAUGAUAGGAGUUUCGAGGAUGAGUUUGUAUAAUUUUGUUAUUGAUUCUGAUUUUCCACAUUUUUCAAUCAUCGACGAAGUCUUUAUCACAAAAGUUACCCAUAACUGUAUGAUUGUGAGCUUUUGUUAAUCAGAACUAUAUAUUUCGUUACCAAAAUUUACUGUUUAAAUUG
This is a messenger RNA of Malus domestica (apple), 1811 nucleotides long. Its product is annotated as protein SLOW GREEN 1, chloroplastic. The record is from RefSeq and is a predicted model, not a curated record. Lineage: Eukaryota; Viridiplantae; Streptophyta; Magnoliopsida; Rosales; Rosaceae. Gene Ontology annotation, molecular function: protein binding. Gene Ontology annotation, cellular component: chloroplast thylakoid membrane.